Ogataea philodendri is the source of this 357-nucleotide messenger RNA. RefSeq lists its product as uncharacterized. Bases 1 to 357 code for a protein of 118 amino acids. Lineage: Eukaryota; Fungi; Ascomycota; Pichiomycetes; Pichiales; Pichiaceae. The transcript has a single exon. The record is from RefSeq and is a predicted model, not a curated record.
AUGGAGUCGGUGAAAAGAGCCAACGUGAACAGACAGAUCGAGACUGUGGACCCAUUAACACAGCAGCUUCAGUCACUUGGAAUGCGGAUCCGAAAGAGCGUGAGUGAUGGGUACAAGAGAGACGAAUCGAGCAUGGUUUCGGAUCAGUUCAUUGCUGCUCAAACUCGUCGUGUUCCGGUGCCAGAACACCUCAACAACGGUCCCCCACCAUUAGACUAUCGCGGAUCGACCGUUUCGUCAUUGGCCGACUGGGAAGAUGCACUCAACGAUGGAUCGCGCGGAUCCAAGCGUACCUUUGACGAUUCCAACGACUACGAGAAGAAAUACGGCCCACUGGUCUUCAACGAGGAGUUCUGA